AUGGCAUGUCCAUUCAUUGAGGAUGAGGAGCCAAUUGAUGAAGGGGCACAAAUAAUUCAAAGGGCCUUCUUCAGGCGACCACCAGCCCCAAGGGUCUUCCAGGAGAGGACUAACCCACUGGAACAAAGUGAUUCUUUCCUGUGGGAGAGGUAUCCAUUCAGCCGGCAAAGCAUAGUGUAUUUAUGCACUUUGCUGGAGCCACACAUAAGGAAGGUCACUAGCCGCAGCCAAUCACUGACCCUUGUGCAAUCUGUAUGUAUUGCACUGCGGUUCUUUGCCAGCGGUACAUUUCUGUAUAGUGUUGGAGAUGCUGAGGGACUAAGUAAAGCAACUGUUUGCAGAGAGGUAGGCCUACUUAGAUCAGUUGGAUUAUUUCUUACAUCACCAAACAUCAUACAUAGGUUGCAAGAUGAUCACAUGACAUGGAUAUGAAUUAGUAAAUGAACAAAAAAAACCUUUAUUACAGGUAAGAGCAGUCUGUCUUGCCCUUAAAGAGUUCCUCAAUAUCUUCAUCACCUUCCCAAGCCAUCAUGGGAUACAAAGGAUCAAAGAGGGAUUUUAUGCAAUUGCAGGUAUGUGACAUUUAAAUGCAUGCAAUGUGAAGUGAAAUGGUCCACAGGUUGACAUAUGGCACUUUUAUCCUCUCACAUAGGCUUUCCCAAUGUCCUUGGCUGCAUUGACUGCACGCAUAUCCAGAUCCAGGCCCCACCUGGACCUGUGGAAAGGGACUUUGUGGAUCGAAGGAAUAACCACAGCCUGAAUGUGCAGGUACAUAGCCUAUGGAGCUACUGUACAUGUCCUACUGCUAGUGUCCAGUGUCACUGAUGUCACCCUGCAUGCUGACAGAUGAUCUGUAAUUCUAAGUUGCUCAUCACAAACAUGGAGGCCAAAUGGCCUGGCGGUGUCCAUGAUGCUAGGAUACUAAGGGAAAGCCAUCUGGCACAAAGGCUUGCACAAGGUAAGACAACCUUCAUCAUGUCUCAACACUAGCAUGGAUGAGGGUCUGCAAAGAUGAAUGAAUGAAUCAUGUAAUUCAUAGCCACUGUUUUCUCACCUUGCAGGGGGGUUUGAGGGGGUCCUUCUCGGGGACAGGGGUUAUCCCUGCCUCCCAUACCUUUUAACCCCAUAUCCUGAGCCAAGGGCUGCAGCUGAGGCAGCCUUUAAUAAUGCCCUCAGCACCACCACGGCACGAAUUGAGAUGGUUUUUUGCCUGCUCAAGUCUGGGUUAAAGACUGCUUUGAUCAACCUUUAAUGCAGAAAAUAUCUUUGUACAAAAUUUCAUUUUAACAUGUCGUCUUGUUCCAAUCUCUGCAGGUUCCAGUGCUUAAAAUAUCUGAGGCGGGCUCCUGACCGGGCCUGUGACAUAGUGGUUGCGUGCGCAGUACUCCACAACAUAGCCACCAUCCGGAGGGAGAGGCUUCCACAGCUUCUCCCCGAAGACAGAUGGGAAGAGCCUGCCCCUGUACAGGGACCCAGAGAUGGGAGGAUCCUGA
Messenger RNA from Xyrichtys novacula (pearly razorfish), 1493 nucleotides. NCBI's taxonomy places the organism in Eukaryota, Metazoa, Chordata, Actinopteri, Labriformes, Labridae. The record is from the annotation of a GenBank genome assembly.